AUGCAAAUCGUACAAAAAAGACCCAAGUCACAUAUGUGCAUUAGAAUUGUUCUUUGGAUUGUCUCAGCAAUCUUUUACUGCUAUUGGGGAAUAAAAAUUGCAAGAACUGAUUCAGCUUAUGCGACUAACUAUGAAACAAAGAUUAUUUGGGUAGCUUCAGGAUUCGCAAUUUACUUCUUGAUUGUUACAGCAUUUACCUUUCUUAUACUUAAAUAUGUAAAAUUAUAUGAAUUCACUAAAACACAAAUUUCAGGCUCAGAAUCAGAAAUGCAUUUUCAAUUUUAUCUACAUAAUCUUAUUGCUGAUCCUGAUGAUUGGAGUCAGCCAUAGUCUACUUUAGCUUAAAAAAAUGAUGAGUUAAAUAAAAUGUUGGGAAUUCCAUAUCGCCCUAUAUACCCAUCAGCAAGUGGAGCUGAUAACUUUCCCUAAUGUCCUGGCGCUAAUACCUAUAUCCAAUUAUUUUUCGAUUAAAAUCUAAAAGAUACUGGAAUUACAGUUGGUGAGGGCCUGAGUUAUCUUAAAGCAAUCGAGAAUGAUUUUGAGUGUGCAGAUGCUUGUGGAGAAUCAUAAUUUUAUACAUUCUCUAAGGUUUCUAAAGGUCCUCCUCCUAAGAACUGUACUACAGCUAUUAAACAAACAUUGGAAAAGGUUGCUAAUGUAACUUUCUGGUCUGGAAUCGGAUUCGGUGUUGUUUCAUUUAUUGGACUACUCUUUACUUUUUACCUAAAGUGCAGAAAGAAGGAAACUUAUUUUAAAGGUAAUUUUAGUGGAGAUACCUCUCUAAUAUAAGAUGAAUGA
Molecule: messenger RNA, 798 nt
Organism: Stylonychia lemnae
Lineage: Eukaryota; Ciliophora; Spirotrichea; Sporadotrichida; Oxytrichidae
Source: the annotation of a GenBank genome assembly